AUGACAAGCCCCGCUAACUUAUAUCCAGGACUCUACGACACUGCUGAUGUUUUGGAGGAAGUUCCUCUUGAGGUUUCGAAGUAUUUGACGCUCUUACAUGAAAUUGAUGCGAAAUGUGUAAAUUCGAUGCCAGAACUGCAUCAAAAGAUAGACAAGUUUUUAACCGUACCUAUAGACAAGAGAGUGAGUGAUGAAUUAGUUGAGAAAAAGAAAGCAGACAAAGUCAAAGAUCUAACUUAUAUUAACGGGCUUUUUGAAGAGUUGAUGCAAUCUUUGGAAGAGAAAAUGCAUGUAUCUUCGAUUAUGGUGGAGUCAUUACAACAUUUAGAAGAACGUUUGGAAAUAGCAUAUGAAGUUGCAAUAAGAAAUCAAGAGAUACCGGUAAAGUUAAGAUUGGGUGCAGAUAACCAUCCUGCAAUGCAUUUACAUUAUGAGUUAAUGGAGAAGAUAGAGAGUAAACCAGGUCAUAGAUCUUCACAAGCUAUGAAAAGUGAAUCUCGAAGAGAGGCUAUGGCAGCAAACAGAAAGCAAAACAAUGAUACAAAAUACACAAUCAAUUCGGAGCAAAAUACACCCAGUAUCGACUAUGAAAGUAAUAGUAAAAAGAGAAGUAACGUAGUAGGAGGUUCUACGGAUCCAAAAAGAAGAAAGAGAAGGACAAAUAACAACAAUAUAAUGGACAAUAGCAGUAAUGCACCCAAUAUACUUACAGGCAUAAGUGGAUCAUCAUCUUCUUCGGCGUCGUCCAAUAAGAACAGUACUGGUAAUCCUAAGGCAAACAAGACGUCAGAUACUAUAGUUAACAACAAAGGAGAAAGAGUCAAUGAAUACGGGGAACCUCUAUACUGCUACUGUAAUCAAAUUGCAUACGGUGAAAUGGUCGGGUGUGAUGGAGAGAGCUGCGAGUUAGAAUGGUUUCAUUUACCUUGUAUCGGCUUAACAACUUUACCAAAAGGUAAGUGGUAUUGUGAUGAAUGUAAAAAGAAAAUGUAG
Molecule: messenger RNA, 993 nt
Organism: Kazachstania africana CBS 2517
Lineage: Eukaryota; Fungi; Ascomycota; Saccharomycetes; Saccharomycetales; Saccharomycetaceae
Gene: PHO23
Product: Pho23p
Exons: 1
Coding region: 1-993 (330 amino acids)
Biological process (GO): regulation of DNA-templated transcription
Cellular component (GO): nucleus; Rpd3L-Expanded complex; Rpd3L complex
Source: RefSeq, a predicted model, not a curated record